Venustampulla echinocandica is the source of this 1593-nucleotide messenger RNA. RefSeq lists its product as uncharacterized. NCBI's taxonomy places the organism in Eukaryota, Fungi, Ascomycota, Leotiomycetes, Helotiales, Pleuroascaceae. Gene Ontology annotation, molecular function: carbohydrate:proton symporter activity. Gene Ontology annotation, cellular component: membrane. The transcript has 10 exons. The record is from RefSeq and is a predicted model, not a curated record. The coding region runs from base 1 to 1593 and encodes 530 amino acids. Gene Ontology annotation, biological process: transmembrane transport; carbohydrate transport.
AUGGGUUACAUCAACAAUGUCCGUGGCAACUGGCUGAUAUUCUUCAUCACUCUUGCUAACGCAGCUUCCAUGUCCUGGUUUGGAUAUGAUCAGGGUGUCUUUUCAGGAGUCCUGAUUUCCAAAGAUUUUAUACACUACUUCCCAGAGAUCAAAGAUCCAAACAUCUCGGGUAUCACGUCUAGUUGUUUCUCGCUUGGUGCCUUCUUUGGUGCAAUCUUCGCCUUCACCCUCGGAGAUAAGAUGGGCAGAAAGAGAACGAUUAUGCUUGGCCUUUUCGCGAACUCUGUUGGUGCUAUUCUCCAGAUUUCCGCAUAUCACCUUCCUCAGAUGAUCAUUGGCCGUGUCAUCAAUGGCUUCGGAAUGGGCUUGACUUCUGCGACUUGUCCCGUUUAUCAAGCCGAAUGUUCAAAGCCCCGUAUACGAGGAAAACUUGUCGUGGUCGGAAGUUUGUGUAAUACCGCAGCUUUCUGCCUCGCCAACUGGAUGAAUUACGCACUUUAUUUCAGCGGCGGUGCUUUACAAUGGCGCUUCCCGUUGGCUUUCCAACUUGUCUUCCCGAUCAUAGUCAUCACCGUCCUCCCCUUCCUACCAGAGACUCCUCGAUGGCUCCUCCUACAAGACCGACAAGAGGAAGCCCUCGAAGUCAUUGCCAGAUUGGCCGGCAAGAACGUCGAUAUCCAUGAUUCGGAGGUCAACGCCGAAUUUCUUUCGAUCAGGUCUGCAAUUGCCGCGGAGCGUGAGAAUCGUUUGUCGAUCAAGGAUGUCUUGCUUUUCAGAGAUAAGACCCAAAACUUCCGCCGCCUAUUAUUAUCUUGCGGAACGCAGAUGAUGCAGCAGUUCAGCGGUGUCAAUGCGCUUGGAUACUAUCUACCGACUCUACUGCAACAGAGCGUUGGCUUCGACCAGCAGAUGAGCAGACUAUUGACCGCCUGCAACGCCACAUCAUAUCUAGGGGCCGCCUUCUUAUGUUUGCUCUUGAUUGAUCUGGUCGGACGACGCAAGCUUAUGCUCUAUGGCUCCGUAACCUGUGGGUCUUGCUACUUGAUUGCAGCGUUGUGCUUACGCCAGGGUGGCAUCAAUCCUGCACAAAAUAAGGCUAUGGGUGCUGCCACAACCUCUAUGUUCUUCCUCUACUACUUUUUCUACGGCACAAGUUACGCGAAGGUUCCAUGGGUUUACAACUCUGAGAUCAACUCUCUGGGAUGGCGUACACGUGGUGCGGCUGCCGCAACAGCUACUAACUGGAUGGGGUCUUUCAUUGUGACUCAGUUCACCAAGGUCGGUGUGACGAAUCUUGGAUGGAGAUUUUACCUUAUAUUCGCCAUCAUUGUAUACUGCUACUUCCCCAUCGUGUACUGCAUUUAUCCCGAAACCUCGCGCCGCACCCUUGAGGACAUGGACGAGAUCUUCCUGCAGAGCAGCUCGGUGUUUGUGUUCCGCAACUCGGCGCUGACACAGCGCAACCGGCCACAGGUGUUCGUCGACGCUGAGAACCGCAGAAUCGCGGAGGGCUCCAAGGUUGACGGCGAGACCGUCUUGGAGGAGAAACGGCCUCAGGUCAGCACCCAUCUGGAGACCGCCACCCAGGCCUAA